AUCCGUUACAUCAAAAAGUAGUAUUGCAAUUCUACAAAUUUCAGCUAUAAUCAGAGUGAGAGACACGAACGCGCUUGUACAACGAGGAAGAAAGGAAAUAGCAGCCCAAACUCACCUCGUUUUGAUUUGGGUGAAAUAAUGGUGGCACGAACCCCACCAAAGCAGCACCACAAGCUUGCGGCGGUGGCGCCGCCCAUCAGUCCCACUCUCCUCCGAGAAACCGUUAACAAGGUGGAUCGAUGUAUGGCUCGGCUGCAAGAGCUUCAACACACAGUCACAGUUGGGACUAUGCCAACAAGCCCCCGCUGCAAAAAUGAUUCAUUCAGGUUAAAAAAUGCUAAAUCUCGAAGAUCCCCUCCUGGAAAGCUGCCAUUAAGUAAAGAGGAAUGGCGCAAAAUGUCGUUGCCAGCAAUGCUAUUGGGAGAAACAGUUGGAGAAAUCCUACAAGCAACACAGUUUGCCAGAAAUGUAGUCGAGGCAGUGUCAUCCAAGCCUCAAAAACCAGUAGACAACGAGCCAAAAACACCACUGACAAAGCAGAAGCCGGACCUGGAGAGCUCCAGUCUGCAUGCGCGUAGAAGGAGGGAGAAGCAAGUUGUGCAACAGAAAGAAUCAAACAACGCGACUUCUUCUCUAAGACGAGCCAAGUCCAAGAUCAACUUCAAGGUCUCGCCCUUGCAGAAGAACAGAGAGUGUGACAAGGAAAACUGCCGGUACAUAGCUAAUAGAGUCUCACCAAGGAAUAGGCCAUGGGUGAGGAAGACUGUCCUAUUUCCAAAUCCUUUGUUUCUGUCAUCUCCCACAUCACAGCAUCACAAGUUUGGCAAGACAAAGUCACCCAUGAUUGCAAAAAAUCGACAUACCCCGCCACAUAGGUUCUUGAUCAAGUCCCCUCCUCCUCCUCCACCUGCUGCUGCCUCCUCCAAGUUCCAAGUGAAAAUCAGAAGCCCUCCUCUUUGUAUUUCCCCAACACGAGGUGCUGAGAGGGCGUCAUCAGCUGCAGCAAGGCUGCGGAGAUCGUUCUCGCCUUCGAGGCUGGCCAGCAAGCUGGUGUCGCCACUGAAAAGCAGAAAAUCCUUGCCACAGAAUAGUGAGUUGAUGAUGAAGAAGACAAUGAGUGGAUUGAAACAGCGUCCUUCAUCUUUUUCAUUGCGAUUCUCCUCACCUCGGAGAGUUUGAAAGUACAUACAUUUCUUGAUUUCUUUCUUCUAUGUUAUUUGUGUUGCAGAUAGAUAUAUUCUCAAUGUCAUCACAGUAUGCAGUUUUUUGUCCUUGUAACAUUUUUCUUGAUAUAUUCUUUCACAAUUUGAUGUCAUCAUCAUGUCUGAACAGUA
Molecule: messenger RNA, 1334 nt
Organism: Salvia splendens (bonfire salvia)
Lineage: Eukaryota; Viridiplantae; Streptophyta; Magnoliopsida; Lamiales; Lamiaceae
Product: probable microtubule-binding protein TANGLED
Exons: 4
Coding region: 139-1179 (346 amino acids)
Biological process (GO): regulation of phragmoplast microtubule organization; cytokinesis by cell plate formation
Cellular component (GO): microtubule associated complex; preprophase band
Molecular function (GO): microtubule binding
Source: RefSeq, a predicted model, not a curated record